Molecule: messenger RNA, 1621 nt
Organism: Dreissena polymorpha
Lineage: Eukaryota; Metazoa; Mollusca; Bivalvia; Myida; Dreissenidae
Exons: 5
Coding region: 427-1557 (376 amino acids)
Source: RefSeq, a predicted model, not a curated record
CGCAUUUUUUUCAAGUAUCACUUGUCAUUUCAACUAAGACUAAGGGCGUAAAUGGUACAACGGCCGAAACGCACAAGGCUGUAUUGUUUAUUUCGCUUACAGCCCACUUGUUACUAGGAUCUUUGACUAGGAAGUCUUAAACAUUCCACCAAUCCCAACCGUCAAAGUGGUUUACGUGCGAAACGAACGUUCGACAAGUUUAGCCAUCUUGCAGUAGGUUAAGUGCAGAGGAGUGAAAUUGGUUGGCGAACGGUGACAAGCUUCUAUCAUCGACGAGAAAAAAAUGACCAAUGAAAACCACUGAAAAGAGUAUAUAAUCGGAGUCAAUUUUGAACAUCGGAAUCUGACGUAUAAGGGAAAUGAUGUCGUGUUUAUACAUGUCCAUCAUCGUACGCUCAACUGAACGGCUCAUGUUAUUAUAGCAGGAUGGCCGCCAAGAACAACGUGUUCACCGACAAGGAGACUAUAAAUUGGUUCAAGGCGUCCAAAGCACUCAAUGUGGCGAAGCAAGGACUUACUGACUUUCUUGACAAACAAUUACAGAAUGUACACGCCGCUCUUGGUAAAUGUUGUGGAAACUGCCCGAUCGAAAAACUCAUACCAUGUCCCACAAACCCAUAUUGUAACAAGAGGAAACGAAAUUAUUGUCCUUUUCACAAAUCACAGAAACCACAGCCAUGUCCAACAUGUGAUCACGUAAAACAGAAUAUCAUAUUACAGCACAGAUACAGUGGGCCGUCCUGGAGAAACACUCGUGCGGAAAACUGGGCACAAGACUAUUGGGAAAUAGGAAAAUGCUUCCUCCCUCCAGACGGAUAUAGCCAUGUUUGCUCGGUACAGGAAUCAGACUUCAAUGGCGUGAUAAGCAUUAUGUUGAAUUGCCUACACUUCCAGACAUGUCUCUCUUCAUCAUGUCUAUCACCUCCACCGCCUGAUAAACAAUGUCCACUAGAAAAGGUCCGUCAGAUCGGCCGAGAUGUACGUCACACAUCCGACAACAAGGUUACAGAUGCUGACCAACAGGACUAUUUCCAGACCCUGUCCACGCUACUGGCUGAUCCAAACUGCUUACAACAUGAUCCCUCAGCAACCAUUGCAUGCACGACUCUUAGAGAUAUUCAGUUGCAGAAUGAUCACAUGUCCAUCGAAGAAUUGGAAGAAUACGAACGAGGCAAAGCAGAUUUUCGCAGGAACUUAAUACAGUUCUAUACGACGAAAAUGAAUACUGUAUCGGUUUCUCCACUAUGGGAGGGUUGUGACAAACCCGUCUGUGACAUCUUUGUGACACCUAAAUUGAUUUCUAUUAUUAUCGAAAAAGAUGGUUCUCGAACGAAAACAAACCACACGAUUCAACAAUACAAAGACAUAUUUUACAAUGAUAAAAAGCUCAAUCGUGUGUUAAUUGAAGGAGAUCCCGGCACGGGGAAAUCUACAUUCCUUAUUAAACUUGCGCUUGACUGGUGCGAGGCAGUAUUAUUGCACAAUCCUAUUCACCUAUCUACAUUCAGCGAUGUUGAUACGUUGAAGGACUUCCAGUUUUUGUUUACAUUUCACUAAGAUAUGCUAGCGGUCAGCGUGAGGUGAUAGACAUGAUUAAAACACAAAUCAUAGACAUAAUUUU